AUGUCGCUCGCCGCCUUCGAGCCCUUCAACAUGCCGAAGACGACGAGCGACGCGCUCGUGUCGAGUUCACAGGCCAACGCAUCAACUUCGCCAGGGGCGCUCUUGGGGACCUGCUCCGCGAUGGCCCACACGUCGUUCCGCCGCCUGAAGAUCUUGGCGUCGCUCCGUGGCCUCAAGAUCCUAGGUGCGUUCGGACCCAGGACUGCGCGACCAUCCUGCGCACCUUCAUGGACGUCCUUGGCAUCGACCAGCCAGAAGUCGGGGAUCCACCUCUGUCGGAAGAACGCGUUCGAGAAGCUGGAUUUGCGGCAGGCGGCAGAGGCAGCGUGCAAGACAACACCCAGGCCAACCCCUUUGUUUGGCAGUGAUCAGCACAGGCCCGACGGGCCCGACUUCAUGUACUCCGAGGGCCUCUACAACCGGCCCGCGUUGCUCUCGUGCGACGCGGAGGGCCUGGCCAGUCAGCCAG
Messenger RNA from Prorocentrum cordatum, 469 nucleotides. NCBI's taxonomy places the organism in Eukaryota, Dinophyceae, Prorocentrales, Prorocentraceae. The record is from the annotation of a GenBank genome assembly.